AUGAAGACUAUAAAAGAAAAGACGAAGGAACGCCAAAGAUCAAGAAAAUCUGCCAAGACAAGGAGGAUAACCCAGAGGAAGCCAUCUUCAGGACCUGUUUGCCGGCUAUGCCUUCAAGAACCUGGGGAUCCUGAAAAAUUAGGGGAAUUUCUUCAGAAAGACAAUCUCAGCGUGCAUUAUUUUUGUCUUAUCCUAUCUAGCAAGCUGCCUCAGAGGGGCCAGUCCAACAGAGGUUUGCAUGGAUUCCUGCCUGAAGACAUCAAAAAGGAGGCAGCUCGUGCAUCUAGGAAGAUCUGCUUUGUGUGCAAGAAAAAGGGAGCUGCUAUCAACUGCCAGAAGGAUCAGUGCGUCAGAAACUUCCAUCUGCCUUGUGGCCAAGAAAGGGGUUGCCUUUCACAAUUUUUUGGAGAGUACAAAUCAUUUUGUGGAAAACAUCGCCCAAAACAGGACAUCCAAGAGGGGAACGUGAGGGAGGAAAGCUGCGUCUUGUGUUGUGAAGAUUUAUCCCAAGCGAGUGUUGAGAACAUCCAGAGCCCAUGUUGUAGUCAAGCUGUCUACCACCGCAAGUGCAUACAGAAAUAUGCCCACACAUCAGCAAAGCAUUUCUUCAAAUGUCCACAGUGUAACAAUCGAGAAGAGUUUCCUCAAGAAAUGCUAAGAAUGGGAAUUCACAUUCCAGACAGAGAUGCUGCCUGGGAACUCGAGCCAGGGGCUUUCUCAGAAUUGUAUCAGCGCUAUCAGCAUUGUGAUGCCCCCACCUGUCUGUACGAACACGGCCGAGACAGCUUUGAGGAUGAAGGGAGGUGGCGCCUCAUUCUGUGUGCUACAUGCGGAUCCCAUGGAACCCACAGGGACUGCUCCUCUCUUAGAUCCAACAGUAAGAAAUGGGAGUGUGAGGAAUGUUCACCUUCUGCUUCAGCCACAGACUACAUACCUGAAAACUCAGGUGACAUCCCCUGCUGCAGCAGCACCUUCCACCCCGAGGAGCAUUUCUGCAGAGACACUAGCCUGGAAGAGAAUCCAGGCCCUUCUGGGACUGAUUAG
Propithecus coquereli (Coquerel's sifaka) is the source of this 1044-nucleotide messenger RNA. It is a transcript of the gene PHF7, whose product is annotated as PHD finger protein 7. The transcript is spliced from 10 exons. Lineage: Eukaryota; Metazoa; Chordata; Mammalia; Primates; Indriidae. Gene Ontology annotation, cellular component: nucleus. The coding region runs from base 1 to 1044 and encodes 347 amino acids. The record is from RefSeq and is a predicted model, not a curated record.